This is a messenger RNA of Botrytis fragariae, 3927 nucleotides long. RefSeq names its product putative glycoside hydrolase family 18 protein. The record is from RefSeq and is a predicted model, not a curated record. NCBI's taxonomy places the organism in Eukaryota, Fungi, Ascomycota, Leotiomycetes, Helotiales, Sclerotiniaceae. Gene Ontology annotation, biological process: chitin catabolic process; carbohydrate metabolic process. Gene Ontology annotation, cellular component: extracellular region. The coding region runs from base 1 to 3927 and encodes 1308 amino acids. The transcript has 9 exons. Gene Ontology annotation, molecular function: chitinase activity; chitin binding.
AUGCUCAAGAAGUCGGGAAUUUUGAUUUCAUCAUGCAGUAAUUUGCAAUGCUAUUAUGCAUUUCCCCGCACAUCAACGACGUCACUAUCUCAUUCCCUCUUCGCAUCCCAAAACCAUCAACCACAAUAUCGCUCACAACGACGAAAAUAUGCCAUCGUCUCCGACGGACGAAGUGCAAAUCAACAUGGAGGAUUACAAUGGCCUGAAUUGACAUCCGCAUAUGCGGUUCCAACACCCUACCAAAUCUUCAACCAAAAGAAAGGAUCUCCAUAUUCUAAACGACGCUUUUACGAAUUGGUUAAACUUUAUCAUCCAGAUAAACAUGGCAUCGAUACGAAUGAUGGAUUGGAUUACGACACGAAACUAUCGCGAUACAGAUUAAUUAUUGCAGCCAACGAUAUACUUUCAGAUCCCAUAAAACGAAGUGCAUACGAUACAUAUGGAGCAGGUUGGAAUGGACGGCCGGAAGCCCUCGAUCCUCGCGAUAAACAUGGAGAAAAUCAUGGAUGGGCAGGUCCCGGUGGGCCAAGUCAGAACGCGACAUGGGAAGAUUGGGAGAAAUGGUACAGCCGUGAUGUCAAAGGAGAACAGAAACCUCAAUUCGUAUCAAAUGGUGCAUUUGUCUUGUUAAUUGCAAUUUUUGUGGCGGUAGGUGGAUUAGGACAAUUGACGAGGCUGGAUAAUUAUUCGGCAAAAUUCUUGGAACAGAGAGAUACUUUACAUGAUAAGAUGAGUAAGGAUUUGAGGCAGAGAAGGAAAGAGACGAGAUAUACUUUUGGGAGUAGAGAGGAACGAAUACAUAGUUUCUUGAGACAGAGACAAGAUCCGAAGGAAGAAACUUAUAGGAAAUUGUUGCCGAAUCCAGAGAAAAAGACAUUCAAAGUGGCGCACGUUAAAAAGAUAAUACUAUUCUCACUCCCUUUAUUUGCAUUCUUUGUCGCUCUACUAAUCACGCUGCAAAACGGACCUGGAACGUGGGAAAUCGCUGGACUUGAUCUAGGAUCGGGCGAGGAGAGUAAAGGAGACCUAGAAAUUAUCGGCGAAGAGGAAAUAGAACUAGGGUUGGGAGACAAUAUGGGUGGUGGUAAUGGAUAUCGCGCCGUGGCGUAUUUUGUAAAUUGGGCAAUCUACGGCCGCAAACAUUUUCCCCAAGAUCUCCCUGCCGAGAAGUUAACCCAUAUUCUCUAUGCCUUCGCCAAUGUCCGUCCAGAUUCUGGCGAGGUAUAUAUGACUGAUGGCUGGGCCGACACUGAUAUUCAUUUCGAGGGCGAUUCCUGGAAUGACGUUGGUACUAAUUUAUAUGGUUGCUUGAAGCAACUCAAUAUCCUCAAAUCACGAAAUCGAUCUUUGAAGAUAUUGCUUAGUAUUGGGGGCUGGACCUAUUCCUCCAAUUUCGCCCAACCAGCGUCAACGGAGAGUGGAAGGAGAAAGUUUGCAGAGACUGCAGUGGAUUUGAUAAGGAAUUUGGGAUUUGACGGAAUUGAUAUCGAUUGGGAAUAUCCCAAAAACGCUGAAGAAGCACGAGAUUACGUUCUUUUGUUGAGAGAAUGUAGGGAAGCCAUGGACCGUUAUUCUAACACUCUCCCUACACCCCAUCAUUUCGAACUUACGGUGGCAUGUCCAGCCGGUCCUCAAAAUUACAAUAACAUGGACAUUUAUGGCAUGAACGAAUACCUCGACUUCUGGAACCUAAUGGCAUACGAUUACGCGGGAUCGUGGGAUGGUGUUGCAGGACACCAAGCAAAUGUGCAUGCUAGCCAAUAUAACCCAAACUCCACGCCGUAUAAUACAGAAAAUGCAGUCAGGGCGUAUGAGGCAAGAGGAGUACAUGGCCAUAAAAUUGUACUUGGGAUGCCGAUUUAUGGGAGGGCCUUUCAGGGGACUGAAGGAUUGGGACAACCGUUUAACGGGGUAGGAGAGGGUACUUGGGAAAAUGGCGUGCAUGAUUUCAAAAAGUUACCACAGGAAGGUGCGAGGGAAAUCGUGGAUGAGGAAACCUGUGCUAGUUAUUCAUACAAUGAGAAUACAAAAACCCUCAUAUCGUACGACACAGUCGAUGUCGCCCGCAGAAAGGCUCACUACAUCAAGCAAAGAGGUCUUGGUGGUGCUAUGUGGUGGGAAUCUUCGGCCGAUCAUCCCGAGCCAGAAAAGUCUCUAAUUCACAACGUGGUCAACGUUUUGGGUAUUUUGGAGCAAAGCGAAAAUUGUAUUCAGUAUCCGGGGAAGCCAGCGCGCUCGGGACUUCAUCUCCUUAAGCCCUCUGUUACUCUUCCGCGUGGCGUCUUAGAUGGGCCCAGACGGAUAAUUGACCCAGAUUCCGGUCUAGUAUCCCAGGAAACAACUUCACGGGAACUCCAAGUUUCGGAUUAUCAUUGGGAUUCUCAAUUUGAGGAACUUCUAGAAGCAAAUUGGGAAGAAUCUGAUGACGAUCAAGAGUUCACUGCUGGAGAAGCGAUCACUGCACAAUUUAAACGUAGAAAACCUCGUGUACCACGUUUAAUGCAACUUUCGGUCGAUUCAAUUGUAAAGAACGUUAGCAGUAUUACCUAUGAAAGCAUCAAGAACAUGCCUUCAACGCAGCUUGAGUUUCUUUGGCGGGAACUGUCAAAGAGAUGUGUCAACAGUUUUAAUACUUGGAAGGCUUUUUCAAAAGCUCUCGAUCGAGAUGAAUGUGCCAUUUUAAACCAAUUUCGAUACAGUGGUUCUGUCACAGAGCCAGUUCCGUCCUUAUCUGUCUACACGAAGCCACUCAAAUCAGUCACUUUCGACUUUCUUGUACACUUAUCUAUUACCACUGCUUUCAGCACUUCGAAUAUGGUCGAACUGUCUACACUUGUUAAUUUAGUAGCUCUCGAGAUUUCUAAUCCAAAGCAUGAUAAUCGUGUAAGAACUGCCGGUAAGCAGUUUGAUUCGUGCUUCGGAGAUAGAGUAAUCAAAACCUGGAGCGAGGUCGCAGCGAAGGGAAAGGGAUUCAAAGUCCUGAGAAUCUUAAAGCUUCGAAAUUUCCCGGAGAUUACCAAAAACUGCUUGCAAUACCUAAACGAUUUUCCUGCUUUAGCUGUUUUCGACGUUAUGGACUGUGAUUUCAAUGGAUUGGCUCAACUCAGCGCUGAGAAACUUGGCUGGGAAGUACACCCUGAUGGAGCGUUACUUGAAAUCUUGCAGUCAGACUGUGUAAAGCAUAUUAUGGCUAUGCGCGCAAGUCUUGGACUUCCUGCCAGACCAAUCCGUAGAUCCACUGCUAAACCUCUGUGGGAUAAAGCCAAGAUCACAAUGAUACCUCGAGCAGAUAUAUCAACCCUACUUACAGGAGAAUCUUCGUCCGCAGCAAGAAAUAGCGCGUAUCUUCACGCCGAGGAGCAAGUAAGAGCGAUGGAAAGAACCCCUGCUGGCCGCGCCAAACUCAAGAGAACUGGCCUCUCCCACUUUGAAGCUGUAGAUUUUAUCAGUCGCAAAGAAUAUCGUGAGCUUGAAACUUGGGAAUUCCGUACCCUUACCUCUCUCAAUCGAAUUAGCGAGCUUCGCAACGAUGAGGACUUGCGUGCCGCUGGCCUAAAGGUCGGCGAAUUUGUUCCUAUGGUCUCCGGCGAAUUUAUAUCUUCUAUACCAGUUGCUUCUCUUCGUCUUGGCCCUGAACUAUUUUAUACACCAUCGCGGGCAGAUUUGCAUCAGCCAUUUUACGAUGGCGGAACGAGUGAUAGAUCGCUCAAAUAUACUAGCAAAAACCUCGGAGUUGGCGCAAAGGGUUACGUCUAUACCCGUAUCACGAUACCUACCGCUAGAACCAGAUCCCGACAGCAGGCCAAUGAGACAAUAGAUAACGAUGCUAGUGGCUCAGGAUCUCGACCAAGCAAGCGUAGGAAGGUUAGAGGAGAUAAGAGACAACAAAUAGGUGAUCUCUUAGCGGGAGUAAUGGGAGUUAUAUGA